ACGGCGCAACCGAAAAUGUCAGUGUCAGUGUCAUCGGACUCGUCAGACGAGUGUAUCAAAUAUGUCCAAAUUGUUAUUGCUGGCACAAAAAUUUAAUUGUUUCUACUUAACAGGUGCAAUAUUUCACUUUCUAAAAUUGAAGGAUUAGCAACUCGGGAUUGCAAGCCAUUCAUUGUUGAAGGAAUUCAAGUUGGUUUAAUUCGCCCUGAUGUUUUGCAGCAAUUACUGAAAUUUCCUGAGGUUAUGUGGAGCUCAAUCCAGCUUUCAGAAAUUAUGAAGAAAGAACAAUCAAAGUAGAUGAAGUCCUAAAGAAGCUACGUACUGAGCAGAAAUUUGUUACUUUAAAGGGAUGGAGAAAUGAAAUAAACGUGUUAAAGAACGCGUGAGAUAUGACAAGUCAUAACUCGUCGUUUACACAGAGGUACAAACCCUACAUUUUUGACCAGUACCGACAACCCGAGGGUGGCCAGCAAUGGGAACCGGCCCCGGAAAGCAUCCCACCCAUGGUCCCUGCACGAGGAAUAAAAAAAAACUUACAAAGCGAUACGUCCCCUCUAACACGUAGUGAAGACGCCCCCUGGAUAGCUCCUGGUGAGAUUCCAAUCAAUAAAAUGGAUAACAAUCUCAUGCAUGAUACCAAUUUACUGUUAAGAACCGAAAAUAACAUGAACAUCAAAAAUGAAGAUUUGCACGAUAGACGUGAUGUCAAUACUAAUUGCCUCAUAACCCCCCUGAGACUAAAUCCCAAAUAUAGUCAUAUGCCUUGGUUCCAUGGCAAAAUCUCUAGAGAAGAAGCUGAACGGGUAUUACUUCCUAGAACCGAUGGCUUAUUCCUCAUAAGAGAGUCGACUAAUUUCCCUGGAGACUAUACAUUAUGCGUUUGUUUCCAAAAUAAAGUAGAACAUUAUAGAAUUAAAACACAAGAUGGAAAGCACACCAUCGACGAUGAAGAAUUUUUCGAUAACUUAGAAAAACUGAUACAACAUUAUAAAAUGGAUGCCGAUGGUUUAUGUACACAACUGGUCAAACCGUUACAAGUUGACGAUUUAUGUAUAAUACCAGAGCAAGAACUGGAAAUUUGUGAGUCUAUUGGUAAAGGUGAAUUUGGUGAAGUUAUGUUAGGAAAAUGGAAGAAAAACAAGGUGGCAGUUAAAGUACUGAAAGAUUCUAGCGAAGCCGAGGCAAUUCUUAUGAAAUCCUUACACCAUGAAAAUCUGGUCAAUCUUUUAGGCAUUGUACGAAAGAAAGAUCUCCUGUAUUUAGUUACCGAAUUCAUGAGCAAAGGGAAUUUAGUGGACUAUUUGAGGUCAAGGGGAAGGUUGCAUGUUACCAGAAGAGACCAGAUCAACUUUGCUACAGACACAAGUGCUGGAAUGGAAUACCUUGAAAAGAUGCACGUCGUCCAUAGGGAUUUAGCAGCAAGAAAUGUAUUGAUCGCAGAAAAUGGAAUGGCGAAAGUAUCAGAUUUUGGCCUAGCAAGAGUAGAUGUCUAUGCUGCUUCAGAAUCUGCUAAACUUCCGAUAAAAUGGACUGCGCCGGAAGCUCUCAAAUAUAACAAAUUCUCGAAUAAGUCUGAUAUGUGGAGUUUUGGCAUUUUGUUAUGGGAAAUAUAUUCUUUUGGUAGAGUUCCUUAUCCAAGAAUACCUCUGGUUGAUGUGGUGAAGCAUGUAGAGAAGGGAUAUAAGAUGGAAGCUCCAGAAGGCUGUCCUCCUGAAGUUUAUGAUAUAAUGAGACAAGCUUGGGAUUUGAACCCUGAAAAUAGGCCGACUUUCCACACUGUUAAAGGUCAGUUAACUAUCUUGAAACAACAAACUUUAUGACUUUGAAAGUGCAAAAUAAGAAAGUGAUAAGACACUAAAAUCGUGGUGUGAUUGGUUUUCUCAAUCAUUAGUUUUAUUGAAGUGAAAAUGGUUAGUGUUAGGUAACCAUCAAGUUAUACACUUCACUUUUAUGCUAUGAAAUAUCCUGAAUGAAAAUGUUGCUGAUGUUUCAGAAAUAUUAAUAUUGAUUCCAAGAUGAAUACUCAGAUUUAAUAAGUCUUGUUCCAUAUUGAAGUACAAAUAUUAUUGUAUACUUGAAAUUUUCAGAUUAUUAUAUUGUGGCUCCUAACAUGUAUAUUUAAGGGUUAAAGUAUCGACAUUUCUGGUGAUAUUUUUUAUUUCUUAUUGAUAAAUAAGUACAAAUUUGAUGUCGAUCAUCACAUUAACAAAAUUUUAUGCAUACUGUUAUACUUUGAUGUAUGGAUAACAUGUUACUUAAUGAUUUCGUAUUAAAUGAAAUAUAUCUGUAUGUGUAAUAUAAUUUUACCUAAUAAUAAUAUUGAAUCUAAAAUUUUUUGAUGUUGAGAUGAAUUUUUCGGAGCAUCAGCAAUUUGUAAAUUCAUUUUUUACAUGUCAUAAAGCGAUAUGAAUAUUGUUUACACACAAAUAUCCAAAUAUCAAAUUUUUAAAACGUUUUAAAAUUCAAGGAUAUUUCAAACUGUCCAUUUCACCUUGCCGUAUUUUAAAGCUAUUUUUCUUCGUACGAAGAAGUAUAUUGGUUUUUCUAUACUUAAAAAAAUUUUAUGCAGAUUCUGAAAUCUUAAAAGUGAUUGUUCAAAUUAUUUUCAAAAAAUAUUCUCAAUUGAAAAGGAGUUAAAUUUUUUUUAGCAGAUAUUCAAAAGAAAAAAAAACUGAAUAUCAGUGGUAUCCAAUAUUUAACCUAUAGUAACAUUGAUUUUUGAUGUAGAAUGUUUGUGGUUGUUGAAAAAAAAUCCUUCAAAAGACCCAAAUUUAGAAAUUAUUGCUCGGAAUGGUGUUAAAAGUAUUUAUACUAUACAAUAGAUUAACAAGUUUUUUAUAUUGAUUUUCUGUUCCCAAACUAAAGGAAUAUUUUUUAAUUUUUUUAAAACUCAUCUAUAAAUGGUCGUUAUACAAGUUUGUCUCAAUUGGUGGAAAUAUUUAAGGGAUUGUAAAUUGUUUUUUGUUAUAUAUUGUGCUUAUUGUAAAAUGUUUUGUACAUUCAAUUUUUUUAAGAGAGUAUUUUUCGAAUAGUUCUAUUUAUGAUUUUGUCCCUUUUUGAUUUAUUUGACUGUGUGACUUUCUUUGCCUUUGUAUCUAAGCUGUUGUCCUUUUUCAUUAAGAAUAAAAUAAUAUAUUCCUUGAUCACCCUUA
This is a messenger RNA of Harmonia axyridis, 3152 nucleotides long. RefSeq names its product tyrosine-protein kinase CSK-like. Gene Ontology annotation, molecular function: 8-oxo-dGDP phosphatase activity; ATP binding; protein tyrosine kinase activity. Lineage: Eukaryota; Metazoa; Arthropoda; Insecta; Coleoptera; Coccinellidae. The transcript has 4 exons. The record is from RefSeq and is a predicted model, not a curated record. Gene Ontology annotation, biological process: protein phosphorylation. The coding region runs from base 390 to 1820 and encodes 476 amino acids.